AUGGCGCAGCACGGGUGCCCCCUGCCAUGGGGGCUGCACUAUCCCAGGGAGGCGCCGCCGCGGCGCGCGCCGCCUCUGUACGCGCACGCGCACGCGCGCGACACGCAGACGCUCAUCGACGCACACGCGUGUAAAGGCGAGGCUGAGGAGCGGUUCGCGUACGGUCCGGGCGCGGGGGCCACAACAUUGGUGCCCACGCUGCUGCCCGACCACGAGCGACUCGAACCGUACAAAUGCGUGGACGGCGCGCGCGGCAGCGACGAGAACGCCGUCUCGUCGUCACAGUCGGCGCACUCGCACUGGGACAGGAUGGGCGUAGCGGGCGCGUCGUGCGCGCGCGCCGAGGCCGCGUCGCCGCAACAACUCGUCACCACCACGCAUGCGGGUACCGGCCGCCGCGGGGCGCUGCAGCUCUGGCAGUUCCUGGUGGCGCUGCUGGCGGAGGGGGCGCGCUGCGUGGCCUGGACCGGCAGGGGGCUGGAGUUCAAGCUGCACGAGCCGGAGGAGGUGGCGCGUCUCUGGGGCGCGCAGAAAAACCGUCCGGCCAUGAACUACGACAAACUGUCGCGUUCGCUGCGGUAUUACUAUGAGAAAGGCAUUAUGCAGAAGGUCGCAGGCGAGCGCUACGUGUACAAGUUCGUGUGCGACCCGGAGGCGCUAUUCAGCAUGGCGGCGCCGCGCGCGCGCAGCCCGCCGCCGCCCGCGCCGCCAGGCACAUACGACGUCCUAACGCAGCUAUACGGCGUGUACCCGCAGUGGGGUCCGCACGCGACGCACGCCCCGCACGCCACGCACGCGCCGCACGCGCCCGACUACAGGCUCUGUCCGCACGAGUGCUACGACCAGUGA
Molecule: messenger RNA, 849 nt
Organism: Cydia amplana
Lineage: Eukaryota; Metazoa; Arthropoda; Insecta; Lepidoptera; Tortricidae
Product: DNA-binding protein D-ETS-6-like
Exons: 9
Coding region: 1-849 (282 amino acids)
Biological process (GO): regulation of transcription by RNA polymerase II; cell differentiation
Cellular component (GO): nucleus
Molecular function (GO): DNA-binding transcription factor activity, RNA polymerase II-specific; sequence-specific DNA binding
Source: RefSeq, a predicted model, not a curated record